AUGGCUUUUCUACAAUUUAAGAGCAAUGAAACGUUAUAUUUUUCCAACAUAUCAAAUGCUAAAGAUGAACAAUCAAAAGUAUUGAGUACUUCUCAUCCAAAUGGUGAUCAACAUAAGAUUUUGAAAAAACCUAGAGAAGGAGCAGAUAUAUAUUCUGAUGUUUAUGUAUGGUACUUUCUCAAAAAUGUAUACAAAAAAAUGGAAAUUUGUUCUUUUAAUAAAAUGGAUAAUACCUAUACUUUAAGAAGAAAAGGGAUAACAUUUGAGAAUGUGCCUGCUGAUAAAAUAAAACCAUACUUAAAAGAUUUAGAUGAAAUCGAUAGCGAAAACAAUAUAGAUAUUAUACAGUUAAAUGAAGAGAAUGUAUUACAAAAUAUAAAAAACAGAUAUAAGAAAAACAAAAUAUAUACUUUCCAUGCUUCUCUUUUAUUAGCUGUUAAUCCAUAUAAAGAAAUAAAAGGGUUGUAUGAUAUAUAUCAAAUGAAUAUAUAUUUAAAAAAACUGACAAAUGAUCAUAUGUCUAAUGAACAACAUAUGAAAGCUCAUAUAUAUGAUAUUAGUAAUAUGGCUUAUAAGAAUAUGAUCCAGAAAAAAAAGAGGCAAACAAUAGUUGUAUCAGGACAUAGUGGUAGUGGUAAAACGGAAAAUUGUAAAUUCCUGUUUAAGUAUUUCCAUUAUAUAUUUUUUCAUAAAAAUGGAGGAACUCAUAAUGAUAACAAUAAUAAUGAUAAUAAUAAUAAUAACAAUAAUAAUAACAACAAUAAUAAUAAUAUUCAUAGUGUGAAUAACAAUAUAUAUAAUAAUUUAUGUACAAAUAUUUACACAUCGUUGAAAGGCGAAACAGAUAAUAAUGCUGAGAAACAAAAUUAUGUUGGACUUUUGGGAAGUUAUAGAAAGGUUAGGGAUACUACAAAUGAUGAUGUAAAAAAUAUGAAUGAUAGGCACAAAAUUUAUAAUGAUAGUUUACAUAAUGAAAGAAUUGAUAAACUUAUCUAUAUCAAUAAUAUUAUAGAAUCGAUGAGUAACGCUAGAACUAUAAAGAAUAAUAAUAGUAGUAGAUGUGGACGAAUAAAUGAUUUAAUUUUUGAAGAAAGAGAGAAUACACAAAAGGGUGAAUCGCAUAAUAUGUUUAAUUAUUGUUUUAAUAAUAUAAAAAUUGUAAUUCUUUUACUAGAAAUUAAUAGAUGUAUUCGUCAUAAUAAAGGAGAACGUAAUUUCCAUAUAUUCUAUCAGGUGUUGUAUGGAUUAAGCGAUAAGCAAUUAUAUGAGAGGAAUUUAGUAAGGAAUGUUAAUCAUUAUCAUAUAUUAAAUUGUGAUAAAGAAGAUGAUAAAGAUAAAUAUACUAAUGAUAUGUCUAUAGAUAAUAUGAAUAAUAGUUUUGACGAAUUAGAAAAAUCAAAAGAUGAAAAAAAUUUCAAAUUGUUAUUAGAUGGAUUAAGAUAUAUAAAAUAUGAUUCUCAUAUAAUUAAUCAAUUUUUUGAUGUAAUAGGUGGAAUUUUACAUCUAGGUCAAAUAAUAGAAGAGAAUAUAAAAAAAAAAGAUAAUUAUAAUGAUAAGUUGAUAAAUACAAAAAAUAAUGACAAACAUAUGUUGAGCUAUCCAUGUAAUGCUAAAACUAAUAAUAUGUAUAGUGAAAGUUAUAAAUAUAGUUCUGAAUGUUUGAGUAUCAAUUUAGAGGAUCUUCAAAACAUUAUAAAAUAUAAAAAUAUUAAUGUUUCCUCAGAAACCAUUAAAACCCAUAGGAACAAAGAAAAUAUGACAUCUACGAUAUAUACGAUAAUAAAAAUAAUAUAUAAAAAUUUUUUUAAUAAAAUAAUAAGGGAUAUAAAUAUAACCCAUUUAAAUGAAAAAGAAAAAGAAGAAAUAAUGAAUGAAUAUAUUUAUAUGUAUAAUCAUAAUAUCAUAUCUAUAUUUGAUAUAUAUGGAUUUGAAGAAUUAUCCUUUAAUGAUUUUGAUCAAUUAUGUAUAAAUCUAGCAAAUGAAAAAUUAAAUAAUUAUUAUAUUAACAAUGAAAUAGAAAAAGAGAAAAUAAUAUAUCAGGAUGAAUAUAUAUUUUGUAAUAAUAUGGAAGUACCUAAUUAUAAAGACACUUUAAUUUUUAUAGAUAAGAUAUUAUCAAACCUUAACGACAUUACCAAAUUACAUAAUAGUGGAUAUAAAAAAAGUGAUGACGACUUUUUUAAUUAUUUAUUGAAUAAUGAAAAGAUAUAUUUAGAAAAAAAAAAUGUCUAUGGUUUUAUAAGUAAUAAAGACCAUGCUCAUACUAAUAAAAAACAAAACAUAAAGAAAAACAAAUUUUUUAUAAAUCAUUAUGCAGGACCUAUUACUUAUACGAUUAAUAAUUGGAUAUAUAAAAAUAGUGAUAAAAUAGAGUUAGAGAUUGAAAAUUUGAUAAAGAAUUCCAAAAAUUAUUUUUUGAAUGAAAAUGAGCAGAAGGAAAAUAAUAUGUCCAACAUGCAUGUUACACAAGAGAAAAAUAAUUAUAUAAAUUGGACAAAAGAUUAUAUGAGUGAACAUGUGGAGAAAAAAAUGGAUACAGAAGAGAAGAUAUGCAAUAUGGAUAAUAUGAUGAUAGGGAAAACAAGAGAUAUUGUUUUGAACGAGCAGGAGAAUAUAUCGGGUGAUAGGUGGUGUGUGGAUAUAAUACAAGAGUAUGAAAAAAAAAAUGAGAUUAGAAGAAAUGUAGAUAAUAAAAUGUAUAAUAAUACAAAUUGUGUAUAUUUAGAUAACAAAAAUGUAGAUUUGUUGUCACAUCAUGAGAAUAGAAAGAGUAUGGAAAUUUCAAAAACUUUAUUAAAUAUAAAUUUGGAAAGAACAAAAUUAAGUAUAAACAAAAGAAAGAACACAAAUGAUAAUUAUAUUGGCAAUAAUAAUAAUAAUAAAAAAACGAAUUCAAGGAAUGUAUUAAGUGUAAGUAAAAAGUACACCAAAGAAUUAGAUAAUCUAUUCAGUCAUUUGAAUGAAACAGAUAUGUAUUAUAUUAGAUGUAUAUUGCCAAAUGACAAAAUGAAAAAAAAUUAUUUUAAAAGAUAUCUUGUAUAUGAACAAUUAAAACAAUGUGGAUCUAAUGAUAUGAUAAAAAUAUUGAAUAGUGGUUUAUCUCAUAAAAUUAAAAAAAAUGAAAUAUUAACAAACCUCUCGAAAGAAAUACAAAAAGAAUUAAUAUAUUGUAAUAACAAUGAUAAAAUAUAUUAUUUUAUGUGUUUCUUUGAUGAACAAAAACGUUUUCAUAUAGGUAAUAAUUAUGUUUUUAUGAAAUCUAAUAUAUAUACACAAAUUUAUUAUUAUAUAUCUCGAAAGUAUAAUAAAGACGAGGCUGAUCAUAACAAUGAUAAUGAUAUCUUUAUGGAUAUAAACAAAAAAAAAGACAUAUUAAGUUCUUUGAGAAAAAUGCGUUUCCAGCGAUGUGUUACAGUAAUAAAAAUAUAUAAUUGGAUAAAUACAUAUUUUAAAAUGUAUAUAGAAAAGAAAAAAAAAAUGAAAAACAUGGCAUGUGAAUAUAUAUAUAAGAUAUAUUUGAUUUAUAAAACUAUGAUGAAUGUUAAGAAGUCGUUCUCAUAUAAUAUAAGAAAGUUAAACAAAUGUUUUACCAUAAAGGGUUACAAGUUUUCAUAUAACAAGAUAAAAACUGUAAGAAGGGGAGGGUCGUUCAAAACGAAUCAAAAAAAUCAAUAUGAAAAUAAAAAGGAGCAUGAAAAAAAACAACUCUCCAUAGGAGAUAUCAAUAUGAAGGAAGUGAAUAUUAUUGUUGAUAAGUUAGAAAAUGAAAAAAUUUUAAUGAGUGAUCAAAAAGGAGGAGAAAAAAAAAAAGCUGAUGUUAAAUGUGACGAUACAUAUUAUGAUAGUAAUGAUGAUGAUAAUAAUGAUGAUGAUAAUUAUCCAGCCAAUGUGGAGAAAAAACCCUUAGAACAUGUCGAACCAGAAAUAUUUGUAGGCACUCCGGAUAACUAUCAUUAUAUAUACAAUAAUAUAGACUGGGUAGUAGCAUAUGUCGACAGAUGUAUACAUUUCUAUAAUUUAAUUUAUACAUAUAGAAAGGUAAAUAACAAGUAUGUUUUGGACUAUGAAAAAAUUCAAAUAAAAAAAUUGGAUGAUAGUUUAGAUAAUGAGGAAAAUGUGUGCAAUAAAAAAGAUAAUACAGAAUAUAAUACAAACGGUGAUAUGAUAAGUAGCAGGGCAGGUGAUAAUAUAUGUUCUUAUGAUAGUGUCCACAGUAAAAAAAAAGGAUGUACUUUAAAAAUAAAACAAUGGGAAGAGGAAGAUCACAAUCGUGAUAAUGAUAACCAUCGUGAUAAUGAUAACCAUCGUGAUAAUGGUAACCAUCGUGAUAAUGAUAACCAUCGUGAUAAUGAUAACCAUCGUGAUAAUGAUAACCAUCGUGAUAAUGAUAACAAUCGUGAUAAUGAUAAGAACCACCAUAAUAGUAACAAUGAUAAGCACAAUUUUGUUAAUAACAAAAUGUUUUCUUUUCUACAACGAAAAUAUUAUUGUACGAAUCAACAUGCUUUAUAUAAAAACAUGUUUGUAGUAAUCGAUGAAGAUUUACAUAUCAUUGUAUUCACUUAUCCAAAUUUGAAAACAAUCAGAAGGUUUCUUAAGAAAAAAAUCAAAUCUUUAAAAAUUCAAAGCGAUGAAAAAAAUGUACCCACUACCUAUUUACCUAAGUUAUACAAAACUAGUAGAUAUGAACAUCCAUUACAAAAUAAAGAUAAGAUGAUUAACAAAAUUGACAACGUGCAUGAUACCCAUAACGGGAAGGAACAAUCCAUAAACGAAUACAAAGAAAAAAAUAAUCUUAUUAUUAAGAAAAACAAAAGUGAUGUAGAUGACUCUCACAUCUCUACCUUUGACAUAUUCAGUGAUGAAAAUUUAAAUUUAUUUAUGCAUACCUAUAAAAAUAUUUACGUAUUGAAUAAUAUGGAGGAUAUUAUUACAUGCAAAGAAAAAAAAAAUAAAAAAAUAAAUUAUGAGUAUAAACAAAAUGAAUCACAAGAUGAUGAUGUAUUUAUGUUACUUGAACACAUGAAAAGGGGCUCAUCAAAUAAAAACCAUAUUGAAAAAAAUUACAAAUGUAUAAAUAAAAAAGAAAAAAAAAACAAUUCUUACAGUAUAUUAAAAGUAAUAGAAAAAACAGAUUAUAUAUUUAAUGAUCUUUAUUUAAACUCAACAUAUAAAAUUUUAAAGAUAUGUUUUUUACCAAGUAGUAUUCAUUAUGUUAUAUAUUUAGCGUAUGUCUUAACAAAUAAUAAUCACUACUUACUUGUAACUAUAGUAAAUUAUUUAAGUAAACCAGUAUACAAAUAUAUGGUACAUAUACUUAUAAAUAAUAUAGUACAAAAUGAAGAGUUUGUGGACUUUUUUAUGAAAAGUUAUGACCAAAUUGGUUCAGGUCCUUUAAUGCAAAAGGAAGAACUUUUGGCUAGCCAGGAAAAAAAUAAAAACCAAAACCAAAACCAAAACCAAAACGAAUCGAUAAUAAUAAAUGCACAACAAAAGAAAGAAAAAAAAUAUGUUAUGUGUAAAGAUAUAUUAAAUAAAUACUUAAGUACAUUAAAAAUAUCCAUAAUUAAUAAUCGUCAUAUAAUACUCUAUGGAUCUUGUUUAUUAAGUUUAAUAGAAAUAAAAAAUUAUAAUUUAAAUAGCUCAUAUAAUCCUUAUGUUAAAGAAUAUGAAUAUAAAUAUUUAAAACUUAUAUUUAAUUUAUACUGUUUUGAACAUUUCAGUAAUGCUUAUGAUAUAUAUGUCAACAAAUUAUCCUAUGACCUAAAGCAUCAUCUGGUAAAAAAUGAUUUAUUUAAAAAGGAGAGAAAAAAUAGCCAUUUGUUUUACCUGAACAAGUCAGGCGAAAAUUGUGAUCCAAAUGGAGAUAUAUCAAAAGGAAAAGAUAAAUAUAUACAAAAAGAUAAACAAAUGUAUGAAAAUAUGGGCAUACAUAAUAAUAAUAAUAAUAAUAAUAGUAAUAGGAUGUAUACAUAUGAAGAGACCAUACAUAAGUACAAAAUGAAUAAAAACGACACGGAGGAAGAAUAUACAUUUUAUAUUUUUUCUUUGUUUAACGAUAUAUAUAUGUUGACAAAUGGGAAAUUGAAGAAAAUGAGCAGCAUAGAAAAAAUGAAUGAUACCAAUAAGGGUGAUGACAACAAGUCGUUGGAUGUUCUCUUUAAUUAUAAUGAAUGGAAAAUAAUAAAAUUAAAAAAUGAUAGUUUGGAUGAGCGUAUGAAAAUUUGUACAUUUCAAGGGGUUAUGAACAUGAAUAUAAAUUAUUAUUAUAAUAAGAAUUAUUACAAGAGUAAUAUAUCUUUAAGUUCAUGCAUACAAUCAACUAUUCAAAGAUAUAAUAUAUUUAAUGAGGAGAAACGGAAGGGCGGUGUUAUUCAAAUGAAUUACCAGGGGUCUAUAUAUCCUGAUGUGUAUAUAUUAAGGGAGCUAAAAUAUGGAGAACAAGGACAAAAGAGAAAACAAGCAUAUUAUUACAACUUUAAGAAUGAGCAAUUGCUUACAUUGUAUGACGAAGGGGAUUGUGAAACGAUCGAUAUAAGUGACAAAACAAAACAAUCGUACAACAUCUUAUCGUGUACCCCAUUAAAUCAUUUAGAUACAAUAUUAUUAUUAAUGAAAGAUAUAAAUGAGAAUAAUUCCUAUGCUCUCGAAGUGAUGAACAUCGUCAACAAAAAAAAAAAAAUUCUUCCCAUCACGGAGUGA
Messenger RNA from Plasmodium reichenowi, 6702 nucleotides. Its product is annotated as myosin D. NCBI's taxonomy places the organism in Eukaryota, Apicomplexa, Aconoidasida, Haemosporida, Plasmodiidae. The transcript has 4 exons. Gene Ontology annotation, cellular component: cytoplasm; actin cytoskeleton; vesicle. The record is from RefSeq and is a predicted model, not a curated record. Gene Ontology annotation, molecular function: actin filament binding; microfilament motor activity; ATP binding. Gene Ontology annotation, biological process: actin filament organization; vesicle transport along actin filament. The coding region runs from base 1 to 6702 and encodes 2233 amino acids.